This is a messenger RNA of Rattus rattus (black rat), 3693 nucleotides long. Its product is annotated as insulin receptor substrate 4-like. Gene Ontology annotation, cellular component: plasma membrane; cytosol. The record is from RefSeq and is a predicted model, not a curated record. Gene Ontology annotation, molecular function: insulin receptor binding; phosphatidylinositol 3-kinase binding. Lineage: Eukaryota; Metazoa; Chordata; Mammalia; Rodentia; Muridae. Gene Ontology annotation, biological process: insulin receptor signaling pathway.
AUGGCGAGUUGCUCCUUCGCUGGCGACUAAGCGCUAAGGAGACCGAGAGCCGCAGCAGCAGCAGCCUCCGCAGCUCUAGCAGCAGUGGUGACCACCCCGCUUCUUUCCUCCGGAACCCCGACCGCACUCAUUGGGACCGGGUCGUCCUGUCCGGGAGCCAUGUGGCUCUCCCCAGCCACUGGCUCCCGGUCAGACUCCGAGUCCGACGAGGAGGACCUCCCCGUCGGGGAUGAAGUCUGCAAACGCGGCUACCUGCGGAAGCAGAAGCAUGGGCAUAGGCGUUACUUCGUGCUCAAACUCGAGACCGAAGACGCUCCGGCUCGGCUCGAAUACUACCAAAACGCCAGGAAGUUCCGGCUCAGUGUCCGUGCCGCGGCGGCUGCCGCAGCCGCGGCCGCCUCCGGUGCUGCGGUCCCCGCGCUCAUCCCACCGCGGCGAGUGAUCAUCCUGUACCAAUGCUUCUCCGUGAGCCAGCGCGCCGAUGCCAGGUACCGACACCUCAUUGCCCUCUUUACCCAGGACGAGUACUUCGCGAUGGUGGCCGAGAACGAGUCGGAACAAGAAAGCUGGUACUUGCUCCUCAGCCGCCUCAUCCUCGAGAGCAAGCGCCGCCGCUGCGGCACGCUAGGCGCGCAGCCGGACGGGGAGCCGGCAGCCCUGGCGGCGGCAGCGGCGGUGGAGCCACGCUUCUACAAAGAUGUGUGGCAGGUAGUAGUGAAACCCAGGGGGCUGGGGCACAGAAAAGAGCUGAGCGGCGUGUUCCGGCUGUGUCUUACCGACGAAGAGGUAGUGUUUGUAAGGCUCAAUACCGAAGUGGCCAGUGUGGUCGUCCAGCUGCUGAGCAUUCGUCGCUGUGGGCACUCAGAGCAGUACUUCUUCUUGGAAGUCGGCAGGUCCACUGUCAUCGGCCCAGGGGAGCUGUGGAUGCAGGUGGAUGACUCCGUGGUGGCCCAAAACAUGCAUGAGUUGUUCCUGGAGAAGAUGAGAGCCUUGUGCGCAGACGAAUACAGAGCCCGCUGCCGCAGCUACAGCAUCAGUGUUGGCGCCCACCUGUUAACCCUGCUGUCCACUAGGAGGCACCUGGGCUCGCUCCCGCUGGAGCCCGGCGGCUGGUUCAGAAGAUCCCGCUUUGAGCAGUUUUGCCACCUCAGGGCUCUCCGCCACAGGGAAGACAUGCUAUUCACCAGACGCUUCAUCGCACCCAGAGAGCCUCCGCCUCCCUUCAAGCGAGGAAGUGGGCACCUGCCCAGAGCCCGCAGGUCCAGGAGAGCCGUGUCAGUACCUCCCAGCUUUCCCCGACGCUCAGCACCUAGCCCAGGACGUAUCCGACAACCUGAAGAUGCUCGCAACCACAGAGCUUGUCAAACCUCGGGUUCCAGCACUGGCAACUCUGAAGAAAAAGACAAGGAAGGUGAGGAAGGAAACGGAGGUGCCUGCAUGCCUAUGAACAACUGGGGCUCAGGAAAUGGCCGGGGCUCCGGAGGUGGACAGGGCUCAAGUGGCCAAGGCUCCAGUAGCCAGAGCUCAGGUGGGAGACAGGGAUCUGGAGGUGGCCAGGGCUCAGGAGGCCAGGGUGCUGGAGGAAACCAACGUUCAGGAAAUGGCCAGGGCACAGCAGGUGGCCAUGGCUCAGGUGGAGGUGGCCAUGGUUCAGGUGGUGGCCAGGGACCCGGAGAUGGUCAUGGCUCAGGUGGUGGCAAGAACUCAGGAGGUAGCAAAGGCUCAGGAAGUGGGAAAAAUUCUGACGAUGGUGACCGUGGAAAAUCUGUGAAGAAAAGAUCCUACUUUGGUAAAUUCACUCAAAGCAAGCAGCAGCAGCAGCAGCAGCAAACGCUGCCUCCACCCCCGCCGCCGCCGCCAGCAGCUGGAGCAACUGGUGGCAAAGGGAAGUCUGGGGGGAGAUUCCGACUUUAUUUUUGCGCAGACAGAGGCACAAAAGAACGCAAAGAAGCCAAAGAGGUGAGAAAUAUGGAGACCUCACAAGGUACAACCAGGGGGUCUCACAGAGCCAGAGCUCUCUAUGACGAUGAGGAUGACCCAUAUGUGCCAAUGAGGCCAGGGGUGGCUGCCCCUCUUGCAUGUUCCAGCGAUUACAUGCCAAUGGCUCCUCAAAAUUCCUCUGCUCCAACCAAGCGUCACUCUAAGUCGCCCUUUGAAGACUCCAGAGGGUACAUGAUGAUGUUUCCCAGAGUGAGCCCAACACCACCUGCUCCAAGUGCUCGGAAAGCGCCGGAUACUCAUAAAGAGGAUGAUUCAAAGGACAAUGACAGUGACAGUGACUACAUGUUUAUGGCUCCUGGAGCAGGUGCGAUUCCUAAAAAUCCCCCCAAUCCCCAGGGAGGCUCUUCCUCCAAAAGCUGGAGCUCUUACUUCUCUCUGCCAAGUCCUUUCCAGAGUUCGCCUUUGGGACAGAGUGACCAUAGCGAGUAUGUUCCCAUGUUACCUGGAAAAUUCCUGGGGAGCAGUCUAGACAAACACGCCUCCUUUAGCCAGGGCACCAAAGAUGGAGCUUCAAAGCCUUCAACUGAGGGGUCAUUCUCAAAACCUGAAGAUAAGGGGUCGUCUGCAAGGCCUUCAGAUGAUGUGCCCCCAAUGAACCAGGCUAAGGAACCUAACCGACUUUCUUUUAUUGCAAAAGGAAAUAAAAUAGAGCCCAGACCACUAAACCCCACACAGGAGCAGAGAGAAGCUGACAGCUUCAAUGACUAUAUCAACAUUGACUUUGUUAAGAGAGAGCACCUUGUGCUAGCUCCCUCUGCUCAAGGACUGCCAGAAUUCUGGGGUGUAAUUACUAAUGCCAGACCCAGCGCUUUUUCUCGCUACGUGAAGGUUGAAUACGGGGCGCCCUUUCCAAAUCCAACAGUCCGCCUCUCAGAGCUUUUAAGAGUUAUACCAGGUGCCAAUCCCAUCCCUCUGGCCGGUGCUAGGUGGCCCUUUCGUCCUUUCCCAGGCAAUGCUGUAGGUAGCAUCCUGGAAGGGGGUGAAUACAUUGAAGUGAUUUUCAACCCAGCUCUGACACCAGCCCGUGCCUUUUUGCUGACGUGCCAUUUUGCUGACACUCAGACAGGUCAAAUUUAUGUAGUCGACCCAUUUUCUGAGUGCUGUAUGGACGCUUCUGUCUCUCGCGGUCGAUACUCUGAACCACCACCUGUAGCUAGGCAGGAAGAAGUGCAAGAGAGAAGACGCCCACAAAGCGGCUCCCAAAGUUUAUUUGCCAACACUCGAGCCGCUGUCUCGGCUUUCCCUACUGACAGCUUGGACAGAGACUUUCCCGCCGCUUCAGCGGUGAUUGCUGCUCCAGCUGGGGCGCCCCUCUUGGCAGUGAGCCGGGCUUUAGCAGUGGCCUCUGCGCUCGCAGCGGCCCCCAGCACUGGCGCUGUCUUUGUCGGCUUCCCAGUUGCGGCUGGAGACUCCGCCUCCGCUCGCUGGUUCCAACCUGUUGCUAAUGCUCCUGGUGCCCAGGCCGAAAGAGAGGUCCGGGACAUUGCCGCAGGCUGGAAUCCUGGAACCCUUAACCAAGCUGCCAGCGGUGAGGACCUGGCGGCUGGCGCAGCCGCUCCCCCGCCGCCGCCUCGCCACCAUCGGGUGCUGAGACCCCCAGAGAGAGCGGAUUCUGAGGACAACUAUGACGAUGAGGAUGACGACAACAUUUACGUGAGAAUGGACUUUGCCAGACGUGACUACAAGAAGUGA